Lactuca sativa (garden lettuce) is the source of this 1492-nucleotide messenger RNA. RefSeq names its product Hyp O-arabinosyltransferase-like protein. The record is from RefSeq and is a predicted model, not a curated record. Gene Ontology annotation, molecular function: glycosyltransferase activity. NCBI's taxonomy places the organism in Eukaryota, Viridiplantae, Streptophyta, Magnoliopsida, Asterales, Asteraceae.
UCGCGCAUACAGCCAUGGAUUACAACCAAAACCCAUACGACUUUGUUCUUCAUCUUCUUCCCCCUUUCACCCACUUCUCUCCUUCCAAAAACCCAAAAUCUCCCAUCAAAAUCCCCAAUUCCUACAUGUAGGAAACGCAAUCACGAUUCAAACCAAUUGAAUCUUGCAACAUGGGUUGUGGGAAUUUCUUCUUCACUCUCACAAUAACGUUUUCAGUAGCUCUAAUCACAUACAACAUCAUCAUUUCAGCCAACGCUCCACUCAGGCAAGAACUCCCAGGCUCAUCACAAGGGGUUCUCUCUGUUGACCCGAUAAUCAAGAUGCCGGGGAAUAGAAAGUCAGCUUUGGCCGAUAAGAAGAGGAUGUUUCAUACUGCAGUUACUGCAUCUGAUUCUGUUUAUAACACAUGGCAGACUAGGAUCAUGUACUAUUGGUUUAAGAAGAUGAAGGAAAACGGCGGAGUGAAUUGCGAAAUGGGCGGAUUUACGAGGAUCUUACAUUCUGGAAAAGCCGAUCAGUUCAUGGAUGAGAUCCCGACUUUUGUUGCUCAGCCACUUCCAGCUGGAACAGAUCAGGGUUAUAUAGUCCUCAAUCGACCCUGGGCAUUUGUGCAAUGGCUACAACAAGUCGACAUUAAAGAAGACUAUAUAUUAAUGUCAGAGCCAGAUCAUGUUAUUGUAAAACCAAUACCAAAUUUAUCCAAAAAUGGGCUUGGAGCAGCUUUUCCUUUUUUCUACAUUGAGCCUAAAAAAUACGAGCCAAUUCUUAGAAAAUUCUACCCAGAAGAAAAAGGGCCAAUUACCAAUAUUGACCCUAUAGGAAAUUCACCUGUUAUCGUUGGAAAGGAAUCUCUUAAAAAGAUAGCUCCCACAUGGAUGAAUGUGUCUUUGGCCAUGAAAAAAGACCCUGAAGCUGAUAAGGCUUUCGGUUGGGUUCUUGAAAUGUAUGCUUAUGCUGUUUCAUCUGCUUUGCAUGAUGUUGGAAACAUCUUACAUAAAGACUUCAUGCUUCAGCCACCAUGGGAUACAGAAAUUGGGGAGAAGUUUAUUAUUCACUACACGUAUGGAUGUGAUUAUGAUAUGAAGGGUAAAUUGACAUAUGGAAAAAUUGGAGAGUGGAGAUUUGAUAAAAGAUCAUUUGACACAAUCUACCCUCCAAAAAACCUUCAACUUCCUCCACCUGGUGUCCCUGAAAGUGUGGUUACACUUGUGAAAAUGGUGAAUGAGGCAACGGAGAACAUCCCAAACUGGGGAGCUUAAAUACAAGAUAUGAUAUUAGGGGAUAUUUUUCGGGUUUAACAUAUAGAGGAAUUAUGUUAUAUUUUUUCUUAUUUUAUUCAAAGUGAUGAAAAAUAGGACAUUGAUGAAGGUAUUAUUACAGUUUAAGCAGUUUAAGAGAGGGGUUGGAUUUGGUUCGUGUAUUUUCUUCUUCUUGUUGUGCAUAAAUUGAAUUGGUACAGGAAUUGCAAUUGAGGUGAAAAUGGCUUCUUUUA